UCGGAAACCUCCUUCCUGCAACCAUUUUAGAAGAAAGAGAUGGGGAAAGCCAGUAUUCUUGUUGUUCUCGAAGUAUUGAUGAUUGUAAUAUUCACUGCCUGGAUAUCUCUGUGGCUGCUGAAACCAACGAACUUAUGGACAAGAAAAUGGAAAGGAGCAGAAGAGCGUGCUCGAAAUACAGUGUUUGGUUAUUAUGGUCUUGACUUUGCCCUGUAUACAUUUCCUGUAAUUGCUCUGGCUAUAAUUGGAAUUGUCUACUUGAAUUUGCAAUCUUGGGGGCAAAGAAGCAGUCGACGAAUAAGGAGUUCAGCCGCAGCUUUCUCAAAUCCGCUAGUCAUAAGUAGUCUCAUCGGCAUUUUAUCCAGUGUAGAGAUUCUGUCAGUAUUUCUCUUUACCCUCUUCUUAGCAUGGACAUUUUAUACACGCAUAUCUCAGGAUUUUAAGAAGUUGACACCUGUUGAAUCGUUGAAGUUGGAUUUAUGGCAACUCAAGUAUCUAAGAGUGGCAACCCGAUUUGGUUUGCUAGCAGAGGCCUGCUUGGCUUUGCUUCUUCUACCGAUCUUGAGGGGAUUGGCUGUAUUUAGAAUACUUGGCAUCCAGUUUGAAGCUUCAGUGAGAUAUCAUAUAUGGCUAGGGACUUCAAUGAUAUGUUUUGCUACUUUUCAUGGUGCAAGCACCUUAUUCCUCUGGGGUGUCAGCCACUACAUUCAGGAUGAGAUCACAAAAUGGCAGAGAACAGGCCGGAUAUACCUUGCUGGAGAGAUUACUUUGGUUACAGGGUUGGUUAUGUGGAUCACAUCACUUCCUCAAAUAAGGAGGAAAAGAUUUGAAAUCUUCUAUUACAUGCACCACCUGUACAUAAUCUUCCUAGUUUUUUUCUUGCUUCAUGCUGGAGAUCGACACUUCUAUAUGAUCUUCCCUGGAGUUUUUCUCUUUGGCCUUGACAAACUACUUCGCAUCCUACAGUCAAGGCCUGAAACUUACAUUCUUUCAGCACGAUUAUACCCCUGUAAAGCUGUAGAACUUAUUCUGCCAAAAGACACGGGAUUGAAGUAUACCCCCACAAGCAUAAUAUUUAUGAAGAUACCGAGCAUAUCCAAAUUUCAGUGGCAUUCCUUCAGUAUAACUUCUAGUUCAACUGAUGAUAAUCACAGGAUGUCGGUUUUAGUUAAAUGUGAUGGAUGGUGGACAAGUUCUCUAUAUGACAAUAUACAGGCUGAGCUAGACACUGAUGCUGAUAAGAUGAAAUCCAUACCUGUUGCAAUAGAAGGCCCCUAUGGUCCUUCUACCAUGACCUUUCUGAGAUAUGACAGUCUACUCUUGGUCGCCGGUGGAAUUGGGAUAACACCAUUUCUGAGCAUACUGCAUGAAAUUGCUGCAGCUCAAGGCAGCCGCAGAUAUAGAUUCCCAUCCAGAAUUCAACUGAUAUACGUUGUCAAGAAGUCCCAAGACAUUGGCCUGUUAAAAUCAGUUUCUUCCCUACUGGAGAACCAACCCUCACAGAAAUGGCAUCUGAAACUAAAAGUUUUUGUGACCCAGGAAAAGCAAUCUGGCGUAACAGUAGCAGAAAUACUUGCCGAGACAUCUCAAGUGCAAACAGUUCACUUUGGCACAAAACGUCCAAUUUAUGCAAUACAUGGGCCAGAAAGCUUGUUUUGGAUUGCUGGAUUGGCUGGAAUUGCUUCUAUUGUGUUCCUUGUUUUUCUUAUCUGUUUCAACCACAUAUUUCUUCCCUCUGAAAAGAAAAGUGUUCACUCUUUAAAAUUGGUGGUUUCCUCCAAAAAUAAGGCCCCUAAAGAAAAGAGCCCCUCUUGGGUUGCUGAUAUACUAAUCGUAUCCUCUUUCUUCAUAUCUUUAGCAUGCAGCACCUUGGUAGCAGUUAUUUUGAGAUGGAGAAGGCUGAAGAAAGAAAUACCACUUGUCUCCUUAAAGGAAGAAAAGACGAAGGAACUAAGUUCAAUCGAAACAAAAGGUGUGGUUGAGGAACAUGAAGUCCAUUUUGGGGGAAGGCCUAAUUUGGAAGAUGUAUUCUCCAAGUUCCUAAAUGAAACUGAUGGAUCUGAUGUUGGAGUCUUGGUGUGCGGACCAGAAACAAUGAAAGAGGUUGUUGCAUCAUUGUGCCAGCAGAAGUCUCGAUGCUUUAAGAUUGGAGACAAGAAAAGGAAACCAUACUUGCGUUUCCAUGCCCUCACCUUUACACUCUAAUUUCACCAUAAAUACAGCUAUCGAGUCACAUUUAUUGUAUUUCACCCAUAAAUGGUCCUUGUAUAAAUUGGUCGAUAUGAAUUAGUUGCUAAUGGAUGCUCUUCAGCUUUCUUAAAUAAGAAUUUGGAGCCCUUUGGAAAUAAAGAGAUGUAAAAAUAAACUUGUUUCUUUUUUUUUUUUGGGAUAAAUUGUAAAGAUGAACUUGAUGAUAUGUAGAAGAGAUCUGCCCUUUUCGGGUUCUUUUGCACUUACAAGUUUCCAGAAGGUAGUUUGGUUUGUUAGUAAGUAGCCACCAA
This is a messenger RNA of Durio zibethinus, 2501 nucleotides long. RefSeq names its product ferric reduction oxidase 8 (gene FRO8). Gene Ontology annotation, cellular component: plasma membrane. NCBI's taxonomy places the organism in Eukaryota, Viridiplantae, Streptophyta, Magnoliopsida, Malvales, Malvaceae. Gene Ontology annotation, molecular function: ferric-chelate reductase activity. The record is from RefSeq and is a predicted model, not a curated record.